UCGGCGAUACGGUAAAAAAGCAUUCCCUUACUUUGCUACGAACGACACGUUGCCAAGGGCACAACUCGCGCUUCUUCUUCUUCUUCCUCUUCGUCUUCUGGCUUGCUUGAUACGACGGCGAUGAGGUCCGCCUUCUCCGCCGCGCUUCUACUACCGCUGCUGCUUCUAGUGCCGGUUUGGUUGGGCGCGACGCCGUCUAGCGGCUCGCUGCUGCCGUGGCUGGACCGGGCGGGGAGCCCGCUGUCGGACCGGGUCCCCGACCCGUUCCGCAUCCUGGAGCACAUCCCCUUCGGCCUCGACCGCGACGACAUGGCGGUCGUCACCCACGCCAGGGUCGAUUGGAAGGAGACACCCACCCACCAUCACAUCAUGAUCGACGUCCCCGGAUUGAAGAAGGAGGAGCUGAAGAUAGAGGUGGAGGAGAACAGGAUCCUGCGGGUGAGCGGCGAGCGGCGGAGGGAGGAGGAGAAGAAAGACGAGCACUGGCACCGGGUGGAGCGCUCCUACGGCAAGUUCUGGCGCCAGUUCCGGUUGCCGGACAACGCCGAUCUCGACUCCGUGAGCGCCAAGCUGGAGGACGGUGUGCUGACGGUGGCGCUUCCGAAGCUGGCGCCGGAAAAGAUCAGGGGCCCCCGGGUGGUGAGCAUCGCUGGCGGAGACGACGCAGGAGACAAGGAGAAGGUUCAAGGGAGCAGCAGCGAGGCCAAGAAGGUGGAUCUCUGAAGGACCGUUGUGCUGUGUGCGUCUCCUGUCCGCUUACAUCUACCCAUCCAUGUCGAGUCGAGAGCUAUCAAAUAAUGCCAACAUAAAUAAGCGUGUAAUGAUAUGUGCGACUUCUUAAGCUUGGUCUUCAUGCAA
Messenger RNA from Musa acuminata AAA Group (dessert banana), 858 nucleotides. Its product is annotated as 22.0 kDa class IV heat shock protein. Gene Ontology annotation, biological process: response to heat; response to hydrogen peroxide; response to salt stress. Bases 121 to 723 code for a protein of 200 amino acids. The transcript is spliced from 2 exons. The record is from RefSeq and is a predicted model, not a curated record. Lineage: Eukaryota; Viridiplantae; Streptophyta; Magnoliopsida; Zingiberales; Musaceae.